Molecule: messenger RNA, 3068 nt
Organism: Doryrhamphus excisus (bluestripe pipefish)
Lineage: Eukaryota; Metazoa; Chordata; Actinopteri; Syngnathiformes; Syngnathidae
Gene: hs2st1b
Product: heparan sulfate 2-O-sulfotransferase 1b
Cellular component (GO): membrane
Molecular function (GO): heparan sulfate 2-sulfotransferase activity
Source: RefSeq, a predicted model, not a curated record
UGCGGAAAUGACGUCACAUUACAAUGGCACUCUGUUCGCUACUAAAACAAGCUAGUGACCGAACUGCUACACAACAUUGUGUACACUCGCUUUUCUUCGCUUUCGGAUCCAGCUGACUUUAAACGGACACACCUUUGUGACCUGGAAUUGUCGACGUCGAGUACCACCGUCGUAGAUGAGUGUAAUUGGUGCCAGCAACGUAACCUAGCACAGAAGCUAACAACAAGUUUAGAGCCCUCCUCUCAUCUAGGAAUUAAUGUCACGUGAUGGCGUCAAACAACAUAUUCUAACCUCAAUUGGGAUCAUUUAGGGUUUCUUGAUCACUCGCCUUUGGCAGGCUGUUGGUAAUGCUUGUUGUGGUUGCUUGAUGGGGCUUUUCAGGGUCAUGAUGCCGCCCAAGUUUCAGCUUUUGGCGCUAUUGACAUUUGGGCUGACCAUGCUCUUCAUUGAGAACCAGAUCCAAAGACUGGACGAGUCGAGAGCCAAGCUAGAGCGCGCCAUGGCUCGACACGAGCUGGCGACGGAGCAGCGUCAUCAAGACGGCACUCGCGACCUCACGUCACACUCGGCUGAAGGACGCGACAGCCACGACGACGACGACAUGGUCAUCAUCUACAACAGAGUGCCCAAGACGGCCAGCACGUCCUUCACCAACAUCGCCUAUGACCUGUGCGCUAAGAACCGUUUCCACGUGCUGCACAUCAACACCACCAAGAACAACCCUGUUAUGUCUCUGCAGGACCAGAUGCGCUUUGUACGCAACGUCACCUCGUGGCAAGAGAUGAAGCCCGGCUUCUACCACGGGCACGUCGCCUAUCUGGACUUUUCCAAAUACAGCGUAAAGGGUAAGCCGCUCUACAUUAACGUGGUGCGAGACCCCAUCGAGCGCCUGGUGUCGUAUUACUACUUCCUACGCUUCGGUGACGACUACCGGCCUGGCCUGCGGCGAAGAAAGCAAGGCGACAAGAAGACCUUUGAUGAGUGUGUGGCGUCAGGCGGCUCAGACUGCGCCCCUGAGAAGCUCUGGCUGCAGAUCCCCUUCUUCUGUGGUCACCAUUCAGAGUGCUGGAAUGUGGGCAGUCGAUGGGCGCUGGAGCAGGCCAAGUACAACCUAGUGAACGAAUACCUGCUGGUGGGCGUGACCGAGGAGCUUGAGGACUUCAUCAUGAUCCUCGAAGCAACUCUGCCACGCUUCUUCAAGGGAGCUACUGAACUCUACAAGACAGGAAAGAAGUCCCACCUGCGUAAGACCACUGAGAAGAAGCCCCCCACCAAGGAGACAAUCAACAAGCUACAGCAGUCCAAAAUCUGGAAGAUCGAGAACGAGUUCUACGAGUUUGCGCUGGAGCAGUUCCAGUUUGUGCGCGCGCACGCCGUCAGGGAGAAGGAUGGCGAGCUUUUGGUGCUGGCCCAGAGCUUCUUCUAUGAGAAGAUCUACCCCAAAGCCAACUGAGCAUCGAUGCCAGUGAGAAGUCGCACACACUGGGAGGACACAUGGACACAUGCUGGAUUCUUGCCAUUUCAACACUUGAUGCACAUUUGAUGCACGGACAAACACUUUGCGAUUGUUUACAGGAAAUGUCUACGUUUUACAUCCUGGUGUGCAGCAGACUGUGGAACAGAACCAGAGUGGACUGAUUGAGCACCUUUCAACUUAAAAUCUCAUGCUGAAGACUUUUGUACACUACAUUUCUAGUGCGCCAGUGCUUGUUUACACAAGUGAGACUGCAGUCAAAGGUGCGUUUGUACAAACACGCUCGGACCAAAUAUCAGUGUACAGCCUCGGCAUGCCUCUGGUGCUGAGUUGGCGCUUUUUAAAAAAAAAAAUGCACAAAUAUUCUCAGAUACACUACAUCGACAGAAGUAUUGGGACAGAAGAUGGACUGGAGCUCGGAGACACUUUGGCCAAUUACAAUUCGUGGGGAGAUGGUCUUGUGUGGUUCCCAGUGCACAAAGCAAGGUUCAUGAAGUCAUGAUUGGAGGAGUUUGCAAGAACGGGUCCUACAUCGGCGACUUCACAAAUGAACACGCUACAACAUCUUGUAGAAAGUCUUACCAGAAGAAAGGAAGCAGUUUCAUUUCCUUCACCUUUCCCAAUACUUUUGUUUCUACUGGUGGUCCUCGGUUUACAGCGUUGCAGGUUAAGACGUGUCAUGGUUACAAACAUGCACCCAUCCGUCUUCUUGCGCUUAUCGGAGGUUGGGUCGCGUGGAAAGCGGUCCAAGAUGAGAAUCCCCGGCCAGUUGAGAGACCUAGUCUCUGCAACGUGUCCAAGGUCUCCUACCACUUGGAUGUACCCAGAUGCAUGAGCCACUUCACUUCUGCUUCCUCUCAAUGCAAAGACGUAGCAGCUCUACUUUGAGUCUCCACUAGCCGCUUGUACCGCACGCUCAAAGUCGUUAAAAAUGUCAUUUUGAUCCUUUAACAUGAUUAGCUCAAGAACUAAUCACAUGGCAGGAGCCUCGAAUAGCAUCUUAUUUUUUUUUUUCACCUCAUUAAGUCCGCCAAGCGGUAGUGCACCAAAGAAAAGGAAAGCCAUCACCAUGGAUAUGAAAAUGAACAUUAUGGUCCCAACUGCUCAGCUGCUGCAACCAUCAUUAAGGAGAAAGAUUGUUGGAUGGUAGUGAAUGGGGUCAUGGAUUCUGUGCAUUUUGAGAAGACUAGCCUGGGACAAUAUUUUAAGAAGGUAGUGGCUACUAGCUCAUGUUUUUUUUUUUUUAUUACAGUAUUUUCUAUGUCCUUCCAGUGUUCUGUGUACAUUGUGAGUGACUUAGGAGUUAAAGUUCCAACUUACUCUAAAACUACACUUACAUCAGUGUCUAGGAAUGGAACUCGUUCGUAAACCCGAGGACCACCUAUGUAUUGUACGUCACACCAGUAAUUUACUACUCGUCCAUCUCAUUAUCAACACGCAGAAUGCAAGUGGAUCAGUGCAGGGUCUUUGAGCUGAUAGUGCCUUUUUGCAUUCUUCUUAGCACAGCUUUGUGUUGGCCCUGCAAAACAUUCAUGUUUUUGUAUUUGCACGUCCGCUUCUAUUUUCAGAUAUAAACACGUACCUUUAAAUGUCA